CAUGUUUUGCACUUGAGAUGUAGAGAAGGACUUUAAUUUGAGAUGCAAUAAAAAUAUCCUAUACCUGUUUUUGACGUAAAUGACUUGUGUUUCAAACAGAGAUUGAAGGAAACUAACUUUGCUUGGUAUGGCUUGUGUUGAAAACCAUGCUGAAUAAUAUACAGACAAUUUAUCUCAAGCAUUGUGAUCGUUCAGAUAUAUACUGCCAGCAAAUUAUAGGCACUCCAGAUAAAGAUCUGUGUGUACUAAAAUGUUAUUACAAUCAGUGUUUAGAGCUUUAAUCAUUGGCCUAUUCAGUGGAUUAAUGUUUACUUUAUAUUUAACCACCAAUACAAGACCGUUCAACACAUUCUUUACAACAAAGUCAGUCAAUGGCACAGAAACGACUUUAUUUAACCAUCGAUCAAGUGGUAUUGUAAACGAACAAAGUCACAGAAAUGCACACGGAAGUGAAUACACGCAAAAAGACGAUGACUCAAUAUCUCUGAAACUAGUUAAUGACGUCCGUGUCCUAAUUUGGGUGAUGACCUCACCGAGCCACUUACCUGUCCAGGCUAAGGCUGUGAAAGAAACCUGGGCACGUCACGGUCACGUGCUCUUCUUCAGUUCUGUUGACAACAAGACAUUCCCAACCAUCGGCCUCAAUGUCUCAGAAGGAAGAGAACAUCUGAUGGCAAAGACGUCAAAAGGUUUCAGAUAUGUUUAUGAGAACCAUUUUAAUGACGCUGAUUGGUUUAUGAAGGCAGACGAUGACAUUUACUUGAUCGUCGAAAACUUAAAAUACUUUCUCUCUGGUGAAAACUACAGCGAGCCGGUGUAUUUUGGUCAGUUGUUUUCCAUUUGGAGAAAACCGGAACUUACGCAAGGAUAUCAAGGCGGUGGAGCUGGGUAUGUUCUAAGCAAGGAGGCGCUGAGAAGGUUUGGGGAAGGAGCCAGGCAAGCUAACUGUGCUGAGGACAGCGGUGGAGAGGAUAUUCGUAUGGCCAUAUGUAUGCAAAGACUGGGUGUGAGGGCUGGCAGGAGUCAUGACGCUCUAGGCAACAGCCGGUUCCACCAGGAAUCUCCUGUGGUCCACAUCAACGGGAUGUAUAAAGGGUGGUAUUAUAACAGAUCAAUGGAGGCCAUUAAACAGGGUGUGGACGGCCUCAGUGACUACACCGUGAGCUUUCAUCACGUGACUCCCGCAGACAUGUGCGUGCUGGAGUUUUUCGUCUAUCACCUGAGGCCCUAUGGGAUACCAAUACAGCUCCAGAAGUUAAACAAUAGAAGUUUCCACGUUACAUCAAAAAGAUAAGAUUCAUCAACAGAAAGCCAACGAAAUUACUAUCUCCAAGCUAAAGCAAGAAAAAAAUAAUCUUGUGACGUAAACACCAAAAGAACAAUCUAACAUAGAUGACUGUAUACUCUGCAUGUUCAAACUCCUCUAAAUCGCUGUACUUUCAUAAUGCGAAGAUGGCUUUGUACAACGCACAUCAAUAAUUUAAAUGAUAAUGUAAUACAGUGAAUUUAUUAUGUCAUUCGUUCUAAAAGACACUCCAAACAAUUUGUGUCCUAAAAUCAAUACAAAUUUAUUUGUUACACUGUAUUACUUCAACCAAAUUUAAUACAUUGCUAUGUCAAUCUUACUAAAAUAUCCUUAAUAUUACUUUUAUAUUUAUCUUUCGUUUAGUAUUUUUGCAAAAAAUAUAUGUAAAAAAAUAAAAUAA
Molecule: messenger RNA, 1706 nt
Organism: Physella acuta
Lineage: Eukaryota; Metazoa; Mollusca; Gastropoda; Physidae
Product: glycoprotein-N-acetylgalactosamine 3-beta-galactosyltransferase 1-B
Cellular component (GO): membrane
Molecular function (GO): N-acetylgalactosaminide beta-1,3-galactosyltransferase activity
Source: RefSeq, a predicted model, not a curated record